AGAAUGAACAUAUGUGUUGGUUGGUGUACUAUAAAACACCGGUUGGUUGAAGCAGCCUCGGUCUUGGUCUUGACUCUUGUCCGAAAAGGAAAGAGAGAAGAUUCAAACCGAGUACGCGUUGGUUUAUGAUUGCAUCAUGAUCAUGCUCAUGACGUGGACAUUCCUCUGAUAAAACCAACACAACCACACAACACAACCCCAUCUUCACGCUUUCUCAACGGAGUAUUCUGCACAACUUUUAUAGACUCAUCUUUGUUUUUUUCUUCUUUACUCGUUUUACCCACCUUCUGAGGUUUGUUCCAUUCAUUUUUUUUUCUGGCUUGUUUUUGAGUGCCCUUUUAUCAUGGAUUUGUAGUAUUUUCUUUUUUCUCCUUUGUCUCUGGGAAAGUUCAAGCUUUUUAUCCUUUUGGUUUGUGGGAGGGGGAUGGUAGUUCUGAACAAUUUCUUUUUCUUUUGGAAAGUUCUUGUUUUUUUUGGUUGAGUUUGGUUUCUUCAUACUGUCUCUGUGACUAUUGAACUUAGCUCAGUUUUUCAUUAGUGAUUUCUUUGAUCUGAGCAGAAAUUGAAUUAGUGUGAAGAUCCUUAAAAUUUGAUUCCUAAGUAAUGUAGCUUGGGAUGCAAUGCAUGGUAAUUAGAGGUUAGAUCAAGAGAAGUUGGGAAAUACUGUGAAAAGCUUGGUUUUCGGUUGAAGUAUUGCAUUGUCAUGUGUUAAGCAACAAUAUUUGUAAAACUUCUGAAUUCAGGGAUUGAGAUGCAUGUAAAUUGAUAUGGAUAAAAAUGUGAAACUUGUCAAAGGAUUGAGAAGAAAGGGCAUGAUUUCAGUACUGAUAAAGAGAAUUUGUGCUUUUGAUCAAUUCUGUCAGUUGUUUUAUUUUUGUGCAUUUGUUUAAGUCUUAUGGUGUGGCUUUGAGAACAUUUGUGGCAAAACUUGAGUUUUGGUAUCAGUGAUUAGUUUUCUUAUCUCAGACAUCUUAUGGAAAUAAUGAAAUUACUUUGGAUUAUCUUUCAUCAUGUUCAAUUAAUUGUAUGUACUUUCUUCCCACUUUAUUACUCUUCAAAACAUUAACACAUUUUGAUGGUUCAACCAGGUGACUAUUGGAAGCAAGUGAUACUAUUUGACAUUUGAAGCUCCUUAUACUUCAUUUAGCUAUGACUUGUUUUCCUUUAUUUUCCAGUAAGUCAUCUUCUUCAGCAAGAAAAGACCCAGAAAUUGAUGAAGGCAUUCAUAAUGUUAAACUCUACUCCUACAAACAAUUAAGAAAUGCCACUGAUGACUUCAGUCAAGCCAAUAAAAUUGGAGAGGGUGGUUUUGGUUCUGUCUACAAGGGACGACUUAAAGAUGGAAAAGUUGCUGCAAUAAAAGUUCUUGCAGCAGAAUCAAGACAAGGAGUGAAGGAGUUCUUGACAGAGAUUAAUGUAAUCUCAGAGAUAGAGCAUGAAAAUUUGGUCAAGUUAUAUGGUUGCAGUGUUGACAAAAAUAGCAGAAUAUUAGUCUACAAUUACCUUGAGAAUAAUAGCCUGUCACAAACUCUUCUAGGUGGAAAUCACAAUAAAAUGCACUUUGAUUGGCGAACAAGAUGCAAAAUAAGUAUUGGUAUUGCUCGUGGACUGGCCUAUCUUCAUGAAGAAGUAAGGCCGCAUAUUGUUCACAGGGAUAUAAAAGCAAGCAACAUCCUCCUUGAUAAAGAUCUUACACCCAAAAUUUCAGAUUUUGGUCUUGCAAAGCUUAUUCCAGCAAACAUGACUCAUGUUAGCACCCGAGUAGCAGGAACAAUAGGUUAUUUGGCACCCGAGUAUGCAAUAGGGGGGAAGCUAACAAGGAAAGCAGAUGUUUAUAGCUUUGGUGUCCUCCUUGUGGAGAUAGUCAGUGGAAGAUGUAACACGAACACACGAUUACCAAUAGAAGAACAAUUUCUUCUAGAGAGGACUUGGGAACUUUAUGAGAGAAAGGAAUUGGUGGGACUGGUAGAUACAUCACUGGACGGGGAAUUCGAUGCCGAGCAGGCUUGUAAGUUUAUGAAGAUUGGUCUUCUUUGCACUCAGGAAUCGCCAAAGCUUCGGCCAUCAAUGUCUUCUGUGGUGAAGAUGCUCACUGGAAAAAUAGAUGUUGAUGACAGUAAGAUAACAAAACCUGCCUUAAUUUCUGAUUUCAUGGACCUCAAAGUAAGAAGGAACGAAGAAAGUAGUAGUUAUGUGAAGAAUUCAUCUACCUACGACACAUACUCUUCUUCAGACAACCAUGACACUACUAUGUCUUCUGUCACAACUACAACUUUUGCUGCUGUAUAUGAUGAAAGCAUGUGAACAUCAACACAUGUUGAUUUCUCCUUUAGUAAUUUCCUUAGACUUGUAUCUGAUGUAAAUUUUGCAAGUUUUUUCAUACUUUUUUGAGUGAUUUUUUGUCUUGGAUGUAAUCCUACAUGACUAGGGAGUUGCUAUGUGCUGUUCUGUAAAUAUGAUGAGAGCUUGUGUUCAAUGAUAAAUUUGAAGAUUUUUUGGUUUUA
This is a messenger RNA of Vigna angularis (adzuki bean), 2504 nucleotides long. Its product is annotated as cold-responsive protein kinase 1. NCBI's taxonomy places the organism in Eukaryota, Viridiplantae, Streptophyta, Magnoliopsida, Fabales, Fabaceae. The transcript is spliced from 6 exons. The record is from RefSeq and is a predicted model, not a curated record. Gene Ontology annotation, biological process: protein phosphorylation. The coding region runs from base 1150 to 2304 and encodes 384 amino acids. Gene Ontology annotation, molecular function: ATP binding; protein kinase activity.